AUGAAGACUACAGCACUUUGUGUUUUUGCUCUGUUCCUUUCUUCGAUGUUAGUUGAGGGUCUCAUAUCUAAUUCUCACUGCACUGAGAGAAAUAAUUGCGAUGGAAAAAAAGUACAUGAAUAAGUAGAAAUCUCUCUCGUUUUCAAUCCACCUAAAAUGUUUUAGAUGGUGUUAAUGUUUAAUUUGAGUUGAAUAUUCUAAGUGGUUUGAUCAGGAGUGGCAAUGUUUUUUCCUUUCAAAAGGAGAAUUUCCAAUAAGGAACACUUGUUAUUGAGCGAAGAAAUACCUUAUCUAUGUAUUUAGUCAUGUCAAAAUGAGCUGGAAUCUUUCAAUAAUGUUUUUUCUUUAUCAUUUCAUUCACGUCAUUGUUGAAGGAUCCUAAUUGUUCAACUCAUUUUUCUCACUAAAAGCCGUUUUAAAUUGUUUUAGGAAGAGCCUACGGAAAAGUUUAGAGAUGAAGAAGGAGUUAGAAAUUUAGAAAUGAUGAAGAUGAACAUCCGUAGGCGCUUGGAGGAGGUAAAUACAGGUUUUUAAUCUAUGGUCUCAUCGGUUUGUCUGGUUAACUCAAUAUCCAAAUAGUUGAAUUGGAGUAAGAAGUCAUUCGGUUCUUUCCAUGCAUUUUACUCAAAAUAUUCGUCAGAACGGUCUUGUUUUUUAUUUCUUUUUUUUUCGAAUAAUUUUAAAGAGAAAUUUUAAGAUUAUGUUUGUUGAAUCUUUGUAGGCAAAACGUGAGCAACAUUACCGGAGAGAAAUUUGCUUACGAGCCCGCGAGCUGAGAUGUGGAAUGGAACAAAAGAAAUAGGUUCACUGUAGUGAAGACUACACAGCUAACUUGAACUUAAAGCAUAAUUACAUUCCUAAAUGACAAAAUUGAGAUGUAGAUGCCUCAGCCGCUAUCAUUGAUGUUAUAUUGUGUGAAAAUCUAUAAACUAUUUGAAUUCAAUAAGGCC
Molecule: messenger RNA, 950 nt
Organism: Pocillopora meandrina
Lineage: Eukaryota; Metazoa; Cnidaria; Anthozoa; Scleractinia; Pocilloporidae
Source: the annotation of a GenBank genome assembly